AAACUUCCGCUGCGGAAUGUCAAUAAAAAUCAAACCGGCUAUAAAUUGACGGCGUUCGACAGCUGUCACACUAUCCACGAAAUUGAAGUUGAUGGUCGUGAUCUGAUGGGACUCGGUGUAAAGAACUCUUUAUUUUCUGAUAUUUUGGGUUUGCAGUAGAAUCGCUGUUAUCCCGUAGGUCGCAAGCGUGUGCAAAACGCAGACGACGGAACAUCUCUCUUUGAAAUUGCUGUGGACUUUGUAUCUGGAGAUCACUCCAGUCUAUGCAGAUUUAGGUGUAACUGGUGAGCAACCAAGAUGUGUAUCUUGUUCUUCCAACUGAAUGACCGAGAGGAAUGUGGCGCCUACCGCCUAGUUCUUGCCAACAACCGAGAUGAGUACUGGACUCGACCCACAUCAACAGCAGCAUACUGGGGGGAGAAGGACAACUGCCUCAGCAGCUUGGAUCAGGAGCCGGGGAGAGAGGGUGGGAUUUGGCUGGGGAUCAACAAACAGGGCAAGAUUGGAGUUCUUCUGAACAUACUCGGAGAAAACCUCCCAAACAGGAAAGGAAGAGGGUUCUUGGCGAGGGAUUUCAUAGCCUCGGACACAGGUGCUGAGACGUUCCUGCAAGACCUGUCUAAAGACAUAGUCACCUCCCAGUAUAACGGAUUCCACCUUGUUCUUCUUGAAGCAGGAGGCCCACAUCCGCUGGCGAUGUACCUGACAGAGAGUUCUGUAGAAGAGAGAAGAAUGCAAAGGCUGCCACUCGGAGAUCCCCAUGCCUUUGGAAACUCAGCUGUUGAUAGGCCUUGGCAAAAGAUUGAACAAGGGCGCCCUCGGUUUCAGAAGAUCAUUGAAGAAAACCGAAGUCCUGAAGCCAAGAACAAGCUGGUAGAUUCCUUGAUGGAUUUCCUCAACGACAAAGGACAAUAUACAGCAGACAGUGUUCUUGGAGGGAAAUGUCAAGACCUGGGCAUUCCCACCCACAUAAGAGACGAGAGGUCAGCUAACGGUGUGUGGUCGCCAUCUAUCAUGUAUGGGACAAGGACGAACACUGUCAUCCUGGUGGACAGCAAUGGUCGGUGCGACUACAUUGAACGAUCCCUUGUGACUCCAGUGGACCAAGAAGAUCCGCAAACAACUACCAAAACAUUUUCUUUCCACAUUGACCUGACCUCCAUAUAACAUCCAGCAUGUCUUGUAGUUUAAAUAUUUUGCUGACCUGAGUUAGCUCCCCUUAACCAGAAUAUUAUGCAGAGCAAUGUCAAAUCCCAGAUUUUGCCUGGUUUUGUUUUUCAGUUUGUCUUUACUAUAUCCCAGCUCAUGGGUUUAACAAAAUGGUAAACAUCUAAGACCUGCAUCACUUCAGGCUUUCCUCCCACAUUAAGCUGACACUGUGAUAUAAAUGGAAUAUUGUUUUAUGUGGCAUUGAACCAAACUCACUCACUCAUUUUUGUUG
Haliotis rufescens (red abalone) is the source of this 1441-nucleotide messenger RNA. Its product is annotated as transport and Golgi organization 2 homolog. The transcript is spliced from 8 exons. Lineage: Eukaryota; Metazoa; Mollusca; Gastropoda; Lepetellida; Haliotidae. Gene Ontology annotation, biological process: Golgi organization; protein secretion. The record is from RefSeq and is a predicted model, not a curated record. The coding region runs from base 298 to 1167 and encodes 289 amino acids. Gene Ontology annotation, cellular component: Golgi apparatus.